UUUUACGAAUUAUGUUAAUUAUUAAAAUUGAGAAACCUUAUUUCUUAUACAACAUAUAAAAAAAAAUAGUUUGCUCUAUAAUAAUAUUAUAUAUCGAAUAUGCGCAAGAAUUCUAAUUCUAAUUUGGUCCAUGUUCUGCUGGCCUGGGGCUUGCCGUAUUAUUCUUAAUUCACAAGAGGGUCAAUUAAAUAUCUCAUUAUCCCAUACAUUAUCUCAAUUUAUUAAUGACUAUUCCGAAUGCUUUAACAUUUGAAAUUAAAAAAAAUUAAAAUAUUGAUUCACCUCUAACAUUUGAUUUUAAAAUGAUGGCAUCAAAGCGCCUAUAUAUAUCUCAAAUUAAAAAAAACGAUCUCUGAAGGGACCUUCUUUUUAUUACAUCGUUUCAUAUUUAUUUUCCUGUUUUAAUCUUCACCCAGAAGACCUUUUUUUUAAGAAAAAAGAAAUUCAUAUAUAUAUAUAUUAUGCAUCUACUUCCUUCGUUUAUCUCCGACAAAAUAAACUCCAUUUGUCAUGGAAAGAUUAGUAAAACCACUAUCCGCGUUAAUCGCACACUUUCUUGUGGUGAUCGCUCUGAAGGCGGGAGCGGAUCUUACGUGAGAAAUCCUCCUAUGCCGCCCGACCCUCGAGCCUUUCCCUCCCUUGCUUCGCCCUUUUUCGAGACCUACUUUUUUGGCCGAUCACCCUCUCCCAUUAAUAAAACCACCUCUCGUUAUAAAACCAUCAACCAGGGAUUUCCUCACGAUGCCCUCUUUCGUAACACCGAUUACGAUUACUUAACGCGUCGUAAUAGCGAUGAAAACGAUUACGAUUACCGUUUUAACCGCGAUUUAUUGUGCCGCAACCCCCGCAUAGUCGACCCGGCUGAGCAUGUCCAUUCGAUAUUGGGUGGCGGUGGCGUGGCUAACUCGGAUCAAGAAUUCGAGCGCUUGUUUAUCCAGAUGGACGAGCUGCGUUUCGUCAAUUCUCCCCUUCCAAUUUCUCCCGUUAAUUUCAGCGCUCCUAACGAUCUUUCCAAUGCCCAGUCGACCAUAGGCGGUAAUGGUAUACCUUUGUGGGAGGAGGUCGCCAGAUGGGUCAAGUUUGAAGAGGACGUGGAGCCAGGCAGCCACCGGUGGUCCAAGCCCAGGGUCGCCACGCUAGCCUUACACUCUCUCCUUGAACUCAGGAGUUGCAUCCUCAACGGGAUGCUCAUAUUGGACAUGGAGGGAUCCUGCCCUCUUGACAUUCAAAAUAAUCUUAUCAGCUCUCUUCUCUCCUCCAAUCAAAUAACGCCGGAAAUAGAGGUCGAUGUCCGCGGGAUACUCAAAGCACCCCACGUUUUUCAAUACACUAAGAACGCUAAUUUUAGGAACGUCGCUUCUAAGAGUCAUUUUCCUAACACAGCUUCGCUACCCGUUAUAGGAGCCGGACGAUUGCACGCCAAAUUUAACAACGUAACGUCUCGCAACGUCCCUUCUUCAAACAAUUACUCUAACCAACCAUCGCAGUUAGAACCUUCCCCCACAAACAAGGCGCUCGCUUCGAACGGAGAGCUAACUAAGGUUAAGCGAAUUAAAAAGGUUUCUAUGCCUAAAAGCAAGACUUCCCCCGGUCCACUGUCUCCCACUCACAAAUUGACGGAUAACCUUGAAUCAUCUGACAACGACUCCAAAAAAAUAUCGCCCGCGGUUGGCAAUUGCCAUUUUAUGAAAAAGUUGCCUGAAAAGGCUGAGGCCGCUCACGUUUUGAUAGGGGAAGCCCCCUUUUUGCAGAAACCUAUAAUCGCCUUCGUUCGUUUGCGAGACGCGGUUUAUUUAGCCGACGCGACCGAAGUACCUAUUCCUUCGAGAUUUAUAUUUUUGCUCAUCGGUCCCGUUGGAUACGUUGACAAGUACCACGAAAUUGGGCGAUGUCUGGCUACCUUGAUGUCGGAUGAAGUGUUCCACGACGUGGCUUACAAGGCCAAGAAUAUCCAGGAUAUUUUGGCGGGGGUAGACGAAUUUUUAGGCCAAGUCAUAGUCCUUCCUCCAGGAGAGUGGGAUCCUACCAUAAGAAUACAACCACCUUUGAAUAUCCAACCCCAGCUGAAUCGAAUUAGCAAAAAAUGCGAUAAAAACGGUUCUGAAAAAGACGAAUUCAAGAUUCUCGAGCACGAAGACAAGACUCUCGUUAAGACUGGCAAGUUCUGUGGCGGCCUUAAACAAGACAUAGAGCGCAAACUGCCUUGGUACUUUUGGAGUGACAUAACUGACGCACUUUCGAUGCAAUGUCUGGCAUCCUUCUUUUUCCUCUAUUUCGCUUGCUUGGCGCCCAUCGUGACCUUCGGCGGCCUCCUAGGUGACGCUACUGGACAUAAUUUGGCUACGAUAGAAAGCUUAUUAUCUGGGGCCAUAUGUGGUAUAACAUGGGCACUCUUUGCUGGUCAGCCUCUCACCAUAAUGGGCAGUACUGGACCUAUACUCGUAUUUGAAUCCAUCGUAUUUUCCUUUUGCAGAGAUAAAGGCCUAAAUUAUCUAUCCUUCCGUUGCUGUAUAGGCCUAUGGACCUGCCUCAUACUACUCGUAAUGGUAGCUACAGAUGCUAGCGUGCUGGUUAAAUACGUUACUCGAUUCACGGAAGAACUCUUCGCUUCUCUCAUAAGUCUCAUUUUUGUGUACCAAGCUUUUAAAAACAUUUACCAUAUUAGCAAGGAAUAUCCCGUCAUUAGACGGAACCCCCUACCUCCAGGACACCCUUUUCUAACGCCUUCCAACAUAUCCACUUUAACGUCGAAUUAUUCCAUUGCCAUUGCUAAUUUUACGGACGGCGAUCACGGGUAUCCUCAUGUUUCCGACGUUUUUUUCUUGUCCGUCAUCCUCUUCCUCGGCACCUUUUUGUUGAGCUUUGUUUUUAAAUCUUUUCGGAAUACUACAUAUUUCUCAAUGAAAGUUAGGUACACUAUAAGCGAUUUCUCCGUCCUAUUUACGGUACUAAUAAUGAUCGGACUAGAUUUCUAUUACGGAUUGGCUACACCUAAGUUAUUGGUUCCUAGCAAUUUUAGGCCCACUUCUCCUCUGAGAAAAGGGUGGUUUAUUAACCCUCUAAGCGAAAAUCCUUGGUGGACGUCCUUAGUUACAGUGUUCCCGGCACUUUUGGCAACCAUCCUCAUUUUUAUGGACCAACAAAUUACAGCUGUUAUUGUUAACCGGAAAGAAAAUUUACUCAAGAAAGGAUGUGGUUACCAUCUAGAUCUACUUCUCGUGUCCCUAUUAGUGGCUAUAUGUUCCUUGCUUGGAAUUCCUUGGUUUGUGGCCGCCACCGUACUCUCCAUAACACAUGUCAACAGCCUCCGGGAGGAAACAGAAUGUUCGGCCCCAGGAGAGAGGCCCAAAUUCCUUGGUGUCAAGGAACAAAGACUUACCGGAUUUCUCAUAUUCGUGUUCAUUGGCUUAUCCGUUACGAUGACUAAAUUAUUGCAAUACAUACCUAUGCCCGUUCUUUACGGCAUUUUCCUAUAUAUGGGGAUUUCUUCCUUGAAAGGUGUUCAAUUCGUACAAAGGAUAUCGAUAUUCUUCAUGCCUCAAAAAUAUCAACCCGACUACAUGUUUUUACGGUCCGUUAAAACAUAUCGCGUUCACAUGUUUACAGCCAUACAAUUGUCAUCACUAGCCGCGCUCUGGGCCAUUAAAUUGUACAAGUCCAUCUCCAUAUGCUUCCCCAUUAUGGUAGUCGCGCUGAUUGGCAUCCGGAAGCUCAUGGAGAAAAUAUUUACCGCCAGAGAACUCGGCGUUUUGGACGACGUAAUGCCCGAGUCAGAAAAAAAGCGGAAAAGUACGGAUGUUUCUUUGAUAAACGACAAUAACGGUUCUUCUGACCCACGGUUUACUCAAAAGUCCGCCAAAAAUCGAGUUGGUUUGAGACACAGAGGUGGGCGAUCUGUAAAUAGCGGGUUGAUGGGCAGAAUUCUCAGCCUUUUCCGAUCUGAAACCGGUGUUUGUGAAUAUGAGCCCGUUAAAGCCAACGCAGCUACCCAUGAUGGGGACCGCGAUGCUGACAAUUCCCUUGUAAAAGUUUCGAUAAGGCCUCAGAAUUUAGAUAGUGAAUCGAACAAUUUUGACGAAGAAACCAAACAUUUUGAUCAAGACAGUGAUGCUGAAAACACUACCCACGUUGUAACGAAUUCUUUAAAUGGCGGAUCAAGUGAUACUAAAAUCUUAUUGACACCGCGUAUAGAUGUUAAAGUUUCAUUAUUGGAAAACGUCAACUCAGUCAGAAAUAAAUUACCACAGGUGUCAUUCUUGACCGACACCAUGAAUAUUACCCGCGAAAUUGAACGAACGGCAGUGUGGAAAUCACUAGCUAAGGAAAAGUUCAUAACAAACGCGUCAGCUUCCGCUAUCAACGUAUCGGAGAAUCAAAUGAUCCCAGUUUCGGGCACCAAUCCAAACAUCCCCCAAAAACAACAUCAUUCUCAUCAAAAUCAUUCGGAUAAAUGGGCAGUUCAAGAUUACGACUCUAAAUCGGAAAAUAAACCCCACUUUCAAGCACCCGAUAAAUUCAGCAUUAGAAUAGGAUCUGAUGGUGAGGAUGAUGGUGUUGUCAUGAUCGGCCAAAGAUAUCGUAACAAAGCCAUUUUGGAUCCCGCUAAAAUAUCAAUCAAUAAUCAAAUUUCAUGCGAAUCCGACACUUGUUCACAUGAUCAAAGAUACCCGGAUCAGACUCCAUUGGUGCAAAUGGCAAAAUGGGCACGUCCAGAGAUGAGGGGAAAUAACGAAAAUUUUGAUCUUUCUAGGGAUACUGACCCCAAGAAUAUCUCAUUGUUGCCCUAGGCCCUAUAAAUUAGAUUUUGUACCUAUCGCUAUCAAAACUUAUGCAUCCGUUGUUUAUAUAAUUUUAUUUAUUUUUAUUUUUUUUUGUUUACCUAACUAAUUUCAUUAACGUAUAUUAUCUUAUUUAAUUUACAUAAAACCUAAUUAAAAAUAUUAAUAAUUUAUAAAUUUAUAAUUAAUUUUAUAAUUAAAAAUAAAAUUCUAUAAUUGAGUUCCCAAAAAGGAACCAUAAUUGUGUCUAAAAAUUUCUAUUCGAAUUUUUUGUCGAAUAAAAAGGAAUUCUCUCGGUUCAUUUGUCCAAAUAAUAUUUUACUUGAUUUUAACGUUUGUUUAGUUACAUUCUUUUUAUCCUCACAUAAUACUUCCUUCGUAUUUAAUUUCAUACUCGCGUUAUAAAAAAAUUUAAUAUCUUAUGUGAUUUUAAUUAUUAUUCAAUUUUUUCGAAUAUGUAUCUAUUUUUAAGUAUACAUAAUAUUAUAUAAGUUUUCGCGUAUCCACAUAUUUUCUAAAAAAAAUUAACAAAUUCAUUGAAAGUUUUAUGCACUCAAUUUUUC
Molecule: messenger RNA, 5341 nt
Organism: Gordionus sp. m RMFG-2023
Lineage: Eukaryota; Metazoa; Nematomorpha; Gordioida; Chordodea; Parachordodidae
Product: electroneutral sodium bicarbonate exchanger 1-like
Exons: 24
Coding region: 462-4787 (1441 amino acids)
Biological process (GO): monoatomic anion transport; regulation of intracellular pH; transmembrane transport
Cellular component (GO): plasma membrane
Molecular function (GO): monoatomic anion transmembrane transporter activity; sodium:bicarbonate symporter activity; solute:inorganic anion antiporter activity
Source: RefSeq, a predicted model, not a curated record